AUGAAGCUCUCACUCUUUGGAAAAAAAGAUUUGUCAAAACAACUUCCCUCGCAUAAUCAAGAACCAAACAAAACAUGCGGAAUAUGUUUUGAUCUGAAAAUAGAUUCCGAAAUCUUCAAACUAACGUCCAAAAUCUUCAAAAGGCGAAAAUGCAACCAUCUCUUUUGCAUCGACUGCAUACGCAAGUAUCUAGAAAUUAAAUUAAAUGAUAAUGUGUAUAAGGUGAUGUGUCCAAGCCCAAAUUGUUGUGUUACAUUUAAGCCAAAACAUUUGCAACACAUUUUGCCAAAACAUUGUAUUUCUCGAUGGGAGUAUUUAAUUUUCGAGUCUUCUAUUUCCAUGGAGCAAAAGAAUUACUGCCCUUAUCAGAAUUGUUCUGUUUUGUUGGAGAAAGGUAAUGACAUUAGAGGAAAAUUUGUCACGAAUUCCAAGUGUCCUUCGUGUCACAGAAACUUUUGCGCACAAUGCAAAGUUCCAUGGCACGAAGGAAUGGAUUGUCAGAAAUUCCAACAAUUGAAAUGGGGUGACAAAUAUGAUUUGGAUAUCAAAUUUUUGGAGUUGGCCAAAAGAAAGAAGUGGAAAAGAUGUCCUAAUUGCUCUAUGUUCGUCAAUAGAAGUCGCGGAUGUAAUGACAUGCUUUGCAGGUGUGGAUGUCAUUUCUGCUACAGGUGUGGGAAGAAAUGGGGUUUUCAUACAAGACAUAAAUGCAAUAGUAGUUAG
Molecule: messenger RNA, 720 nt
Organism: Trifolium pratense (red clover)
Lineage: Eukaryota; Viridiplantae; Streptophyta; Magnoliopsida; Fabales; Fabaceae
Product: E3 ubiquitin-protein ligase RSL1-like
Exons: 2
Coding region: 1-720 (239 amino acids)
Biological process (GO): positive regulation of proteasomal ubiquitin-dependent protein catabolic process; ubiquitin-dependent protein catabolic process; protein polyubiquitination
Cellular component (GO): cytoplasm; ubiquitin ligase complex
Molecular function (GO): ubiquitin conjugating enzyme binding; zinc ion binding; ubiquitin protein ligase activity
Source: RefSeq, a predicted model, not a curated record